AUGGAUAACAAAGAGACAUAUGACUUUGACAGUAAAUGUGCAAUGCAUUAUAACAUUAAAGGUCCUGUUAAUUCAGUGGCACCACCCAUCUACACUAGUAGCACAUACUAUGUAGACUCUGCAGACCAUGGAGCAGUGUUGUGUGCUCAAGACAAGCCUACUGAUGGCCGUUCAGAAUGGUUGUACACUAGAUGGGGCAACCCUACCAAUGAGAUACCCGAGAGAAUGAUCACCCAACUCGAAGGUGGCUAUGCAACCAUCCUCACAUCAUCGGGUAUGGCAGCCAUCACAUCGUCGAUUCUGGCUCUACUCAAGACUGGCGACCACGCUGUCUUCUCGGUCAAUAUCUAUGGUGGCACCUAUGAGUUUAUUACAGACCUCUUGCCAAAGAUGGGUAUCUCGGUCGAUAUCGUCGAUCCCCGAGACAUUAACAACUACGCAUCCAAAAUCAAAGACAACACCAAAUUAUUGUAUGGUGAGACACCUGCCAACCCAACACUCAUCCUCACCGACAUUGCAGCACUUGCAGCACUUGGAAAGCAACAUGGUAUCCCAACCAUGGUCGAUUCUACCUUUGGCAGUGUAUACAAUCAAAAGCCUAUUACUUAUGGUAUCGACAUUGUGUUGCAUUCUGCCACCAAGUACUAUUCAGGUCACACUGAUCUAGUAGCUGGAACCAUUACUUGUGCCUCAGCGGACCAUUACAAACACAUCUCUCAUUACGUUCGUUUGUUGGGUGGUACUCCAUCACCAUUUACAGGAUACCUUUUACAAAGAGGUAUAAAGACACUUCACCUUCGUAUGCCUCGUCACAAUGAGAAUGCAUUGACUAUUGCAAGAUUCCUAGAGAAACAUCCAAAGAUUGAAACCGUUCAUUAUCCAGGCUUGGAAUCACAUCCACAACAUGAAUUGGCAAAGAAACAAAUGCAAGGUGGAUUUGGUGGUAUCAUUGCAUUUACAGUCAAAGGUGGUGCCGAAGCUGGUAGAAAGGUAAUUGAAAGUGUUCAGUUGAUUACACUUGCCGUAUCACUUGGUGGUGUUGAAUCAUUGAUUGAACAAGCAUCUACCAUGACUCAUAUCAUGGUACCCAAAGAAGAAAGAGAACGUGGUGGAAUUGCCGAUGGUCUUCUAAGAUUCUCUGUUGGUUGUGAAAAUGUUCAAGAUUUAAUCCAAGAUCUUACCAAUGCUUUAAAUCAAGUAGUAGUAUAA
Cavenderia fasciculata is the source of this 1209-nucleotide messenger RNA. RefSeq lists its product as uncharacterized. Gene Ontology annotation, molecular function: pyridoxal phosphate binding; carbon-sulfur lyase activity. NCBI's taxonomy places the organism in Eukaryota, Evosea, Eumycetozoa, Acytosteliales, Cavenderiaceae. Bases 1 to 1209 code for a protein of 402 amino acids. The record is from RefSeq and is a predicted model, not a curated record. The transcript has a single exon. Gene Ontology annotation, cellular component: cytoplasm. Gene Ontology annotation, biological process: transsulfuration.